Messenger RNA from Lutzomyia longipalpis, 1366 nucleotides. RefSeq lists its product as uncharacterized. The record is from RefSeq and is a predicted model, not a curated record. The transcript is spliced from 3 exons. Bases 109 to 1245 code for a protein of 378 amino acids. Gene Ontology annotation, molecular function: protein-arginine N-methyltransferase activity. Gene Ontology annotation, cellular component: nucleus. Gene Ontology annotation, biological process: peptidyl-arginine methylation. NCBI's taxonomy places the organism in Eukaryota, Metazoa, Arthropoda, Insecta, Diptera, Psychodidae.
GCACUUGAAACACACGUUUCAUUACUACACGUGUUUUUUUGUUUACAAAAAUAUUUUUUUAUUUUUCUUACAAGAAAAUUUAUUUUAUUUUUGAUUUACAAGUGAAAAAUGAAGGAACAUGCAGAGAAACCAGUUACAGAUGAAUAUUUUGAGAGUUAUGAGAAUUUAGAGGUUCAUGAAUUGAUGCUCCUGGAUUCCGCAAGGACAGGAGCUUACCGGGAUGCAAUCCUGCAGAAUUGUGAGCUUAUCAAGGACAAAAUUGUGAUGGACAUUGGUUGUGGCACAGGGAUCUUAUCGCUGUUUUGUGCUCAAGCCGGUGCGAAGAAAGUCUUUGCCAUUGAAGCGAGUAAUGUGGCCAAAGUAGCUGAAGAGAUUGCUACAGAGAACAAUUUUGAAGAUGUCAUUGAGGUAUUCCAUGGGAGAGUUGAGGAUUUCCGCUUGCCAGCUGACAUUGAAGCUGUCGACAUUAUUGUUUCCGAAUGGAUGGGAUUCUACCUUGUGCACGAGAGUAUGCUGGAAUCCUACCUCUAUGCGCGGGAUAAUUUCCUAUCAAAGGAUGGCCUUAUGUUCCCCGACACAGCAUCCAUCUAUACAGCUCCAUGUCAACUGCCGCAAAUGUUUGAGCUUUGGGAGGAAUUUAAUGGCUUGAGGAUGUCUUCAUUCGGUCAGAGAUUGCGAGCACAGAAAUCCUCCAGGCCGGAAAUAAUGCAACUCAACCAAUCGCAGCUUCUUCAUCCCGGUGAGCUGCUCACUUGGAUUGAUCUCAAGACCGUGACACAGGAGGAUGUGGAUAGCAUUGGUGAGACAUUUCUGAUGCUUGCGCAAGACUUUGGCAACUUCCAAGGUGUCUGCAUUUGGUUUGAAUGCACCUUUCCCUCGCACGGGGACAAUCUUCCCAUAACAUUGAGCACUGGCCCGAAAGAUGAGGCGACCCAUUGGAAACAGACCGUGAUCGUUCUCCCAGAUACUUCAAUUCUCACCGUUGAGCCAAAUGAAGCGAUGGCCUACGAAUUGUCCAUCAAGAGGAAUCCAUCAACGGCAAGAGGGUACACCCUGCAACUGGAUCAAAUUGAUGCUGACGAAGUGGACCAUCCCAUUCCCUGCGAUUGCAUUCUAACAAAGUGCAUUGUACUAAAGUCUCACUUGGCAAAGUUCGAGGGUCGGUGUGAUGAUGAAGAAGAGUCCGAAGAGGAGGAUGAGAAUGAGGUGUGUGACAAUGAAGAAGAAGAACAACCCAGAGAAUAGAAAGGGAAGCGCGGCAUCAUUAACACGGUUUGUAAUUCACAGAGAGCGGAAAGAAAUCUAAUUUUUGCUGUAAUAUUCCAAACUAUAAAAGAAAUGAAAAUGAGGUGAAUUGUGAGACAAA